CGACGGUCAGAGAGCACGGAGGGUCUGUUCUUAUUCGACGAGCGAAAAGAUCGGAGGUCAGACGUGGAGAACUAGGAGGAUGAGAGGAGAAGGCUGUCCAUCGGCGGGUCACUCAAGAAGAAAGCGCUAAAUGCGUCAAGCAAGCUUACGCAUUCGCUCAAGAAGCGGGGGAAGAGGAAGGUGGAGCAUCGGGCUUCUUCCUUCACAAUUGAAGAUGUCAGAGACGAGGAGGAGGAACGCGCCGUGUUCACAUUUCAGCAAGAGCUUUUGAGCAGGAACUUGCUGUGUGACAAGCAAAAUGACUAUCACAUGUUGCUGAGGUUUUUGAAGGCAAGGAAAUUUGAUACUGAGAAAGCCAUUCAUAUGUGGGCUGAGAUGCUUCAAUGGAGAAAAGAAUUCGGUGCGGAUACAAUACUCGAGGAUUUUGAUUUUGAAGAGCUAGACGAGGUGCUUUCCUACUAUCCUCAGGGUUACCAUGGAGUUGACAGGCAAGGAAGGCAAGUAUACAUCGAGAGAUUAGGGAAAGUUGACCCGAAUAAACUGAUGAAUAUCACUACAGUUGACCGCUACAUCAAGUAUCAUGCGCAAGAGUUUGAGAGAGCCUUCUUGGACAAGUAUCAGGGCAUGCUUCUACAUCGAACGACGUUGCCUCUGAGGCCCCUUUCUUUGGCUAUUUUCCUUGAUUAUUAGUCUAAUUUCAUAAUCCCAUGCAACAAUCCAGUGGUUCUUGCUCGAAUCACUUGGUCUGUUUGAGAUUUUCUUUGGUUCUUGAACUGUUCGGUUUCAACAACUCUGGGGGUAUAAUUUCCCAUUGAAUGUGAGUCCUUGGCAUG
Hordeum vulgare subsp. vulgare (domesticated barley) is the source of this 833-nucleotide messenger RNA. RefSeq names its product phosphatidylinositol/phosphatidylcholine transfer protein SFH6-like. The transcript is spliced from 3 exons. Bases 310 to 690 code for a protein of 126 amino acids. The record is from RefSeq and is a predicted model, not a curated record. Lineage: Eukaryota; Viridiplantae; Streptophyta; Magnoliopsida; Poales; Poaceae.